Lasiodiplodia theobromae is the source of this 345-nucleotide messenger RNA. Its product is annotated as Pyridoxal phosphate-dependent enzyme beta subunit. The transcript has a single exon. Lineage: Eukaryota; Fungi; Ascomycota; Dothideomycetes; Botryosphaeriales; Botryosphaeriaceae. Gene Ontology annotation, biological process: L-cysteine biosynthetic process. Gene Ontology annotation, cellular component: cytoplasm. The record is from RefSeq and is a predicted model, not a curated record. Bases 1 to 345 code for a protein of 114 amino acids.
AUGCCCGCACCCCCACCCCCCAUCGCCACCCCCCUCUCCGCCAUCGGCAACACGCCCGCAGUCCUCUUCCGCCACGUCGCGCCUGCCUCCACCUACGCCAAUGUCUACGUCAAGCUCGAAAGCCUCAAUCCGACCGGCAGCUACAAAGACCGCCUCGCCGCUACCCUUAUCGCCGCCGCCGAGCUCCGCCCAAGCAUGACCGUCACCGAAGCGACCGGCGGCAGCACGGGGUCCUCGCUCGCUUUCGUCUGCGCCGCCAAGGGCUACGCGUUCGCGCCUGUCUGCUCCAACGCCUUUACGCCCGAGAAGCUGCGCACCAUGGCUGCGUUUGGCGCGAGCGUAUAA